Acanthoscelides obtectus is the source of this 602-nucleotide messenger RNA. NCBI's taxonomy places the organism in Eukaryota, Metazoa, Arthropoda, Insecta, Coleoptera, Chrysomelidae. The record is from the annotation of a GenBank genome assembly.
GAAAAAAUAUAAAUUUGAUGAUAAUGCUAAUGUAUUGAUAGAUUUUGUUCCCAGAAAGUGAAUAGAUUAAUGCAUUGAUGAUUGAUGAGUGCUUCAAAAUUUGUAUAUAAUACAUUCAGUUCCUUAAGAUCCACUAGUACAAAUAACAUCAAGUUCGAUAAGCCUUUCCAAAAAUCCGUACAACAUCGAAAUAUGUCUUUGAAAAUCACAUUCAUUCUUAUUUUUGCUAUGGUGGCAGUACGUAGUGAGAUUCCUGAGAUCUCCAUCAACUCUAGCAGCGUACCUAACAUCACAUACGAGUUCGAGGCUCAGAAAGAUUUGAAAGCGGCGUAUGAGCUGCAUCCAAAUGAUCUUCAAACAGUUGUAAGAAUAUUUUCUGAUUUGUACAACAAAACCUUCCCUCAACCCACCGGCUGGAAGGUUUCGAUUGGUUGCAGCCUCCUGUACCAACCUGCAGUUAAUCAUAUUUAUGUCGCUUUAAAUGUUGUAGGUGACAAUAGUACAACUGUUAUCACAAUAUUUAACUAGAGUUUGAAUAAAUCUUUAUUUUAUUUUUUUAAGUAAUUUGAAAUUUUCUUUAUUAAUGAUAGUACCAAUUCAUG